Molecule: messenger RNA, 1787 nt
Organism: Chenopodium quinoa (quinoa)
Lineage: Eukaryota; Viridiplantae; Streptophyta; Magnoliopsida; Caryophyllales; Amaranthaceae
Exons: 7
Coding region: 614-1546 (310 amino acids)
Molecular function (GO): 3'-5'-RNA exonuclease activity
Source: RefSeq, a predicted model, not a curated record
GGUGGGUUUGGUGGGUGGGUGUUCGUGGAGGUGGGUGGGUGGUCAUGGGUCUGGGUGUUUUCGGGUUUUGGUGGGUGGGUGUACAUGAGGGUGGAGGUUCCGUUGGUGGGUCUAGAUGGCUUGGUAGUUCUGGGUUUUUAGACUCUGAUUUUUUUUUUUUAAAGAAUUUGUAAUUAAUUAUUUAUUACCGACAUAAUACUUAUUGUUAAGCACUAUUAAAUUUUUUUGCAUUGGAAUCCCUCCACAUUUAACGGAGGUACUAUAUAAUGUAUAAAAAAACAUAUACAAAUAAUAUGAAAUGACCAAAGUGCCCUUGUAAUAACUCACCCUCCGGCUUCGUCUGAUUAGAGUGUACACAAGAUAAUCCAACUCCCAAGCUUAAAGUUAUUCUCUUUCCUCCCAUCUUCAACAACAUAAGUAUAUUUCAAUCAUUUUCUUGCAUAAUUGACUUGUUUGGAUCCAAGCAUAUAGUUCAUCAAUGCUCUGCAUUUGAAUUGCCGGGGUCUGAAGUUGUGACUUGUAAGUAUCAGUGCAGAACUCUUAAUUGGGGAUUUAUUAGGGUUCUUCAGCUCGAUUUGGAAAUUUCAUCUUCAGUGGCUGAUGAUUGUGAAGGAUGAGUUUAUCGCUCACUGUGAUGACCUUUAACCUCCAUGACGAACAGCCUGUUGAUAGUUUGAAUUCAUGGGAAAACAGGAAAGAUUUGUGCAUCAGCGUCAUUACCAGUUAUUCACCCACCUUCUUAUGUACACAACAGGGCUUGAAGUUGCAGUUGGAUUAUCUUCAGCAGGGAUUACCUGGUUAUGGGCAUUUUGGCAUAUCUAGAAAGGGUGUUGAAGAUGCUUCAGAUGAGCAUUGUGCUAUCUUUUUUGACAAGGAAAAGGUAGAGCUGGUAGAAGGUGGAACCUUUUGGUUAUCAGAGUCACCAUCUGUCCCUGGAAGUAUUUCAUGGGGAGCAGUAGCUCCCUGUAUUGCAACUUGGGCAACAUUUCAGCUUAGGGGGGUUGAGCCUCCUGGUUUUUCCUUCCAGAUUGUAAACACAAAUAUGGAUGAGUUCAGUCCUCGUGCACGCCGGAGAGGUGCUUUACUCACAUGGCAGCAUAUCGCUUCAUUACCUCCAAGCUUGCCAGUAGUGUACUGUGGAGGGUUUAAUACACAAAAGGAAUCAACUACAGGACGUUUCCUUCUUGGGAGAUCAAGAGAGCACGGUGUAGUAGGUGAUAUGAGAGACACAUGGCCAAAUGCACGGGUAAGAAAAAAUGGAUCCUUAAUCCGCACCUAUCAUGGAUUCAGAGGUGACGAACAGGGAGCUUUGGAAUUUCUAAAGUUGAUUUUUAGGGCUCUUUGUCUCUGUUGGGAUCGACAAACUCAGGAUCUUCAUGUGGAUUGGAUUCUGUACAGAGGAAGAUCCUUGAUACCAGUACUAUGUGAAGUAGUGAAUGAUAAUAUCGAUGGGUGUUACCCAUCCUCCCACUAUCCAAUGUUUGCUGAGUUUAUGCUCCCUCGAUCUGUCAGAUUGAGUGAAGCUCCAGCUCAAGAUGAAAGCUGAGCAAGCAGUAUUAUGAACUCCAUCCAUAGUGAAGACUCCACCUUGAUAAAGGUUUCGUAUUCUACUAUAUUUUAUGAUGGAAGUCAAAGAUAUGAAUGGUUAUAAUAUUAUGUGAUAUGCAUGAUUAUAUUUGCUAAUAUAUCUUGAUGCGAUUAACAAUAUUAUAUAUUUGAUGAUGAAAGUCAAUAUGAUAUAUCUACGUUAAUAUUUGAUUAAUAUGAAAUUAUGUUUAUUUCGGAUA